Messenger RNA from Tuber melanosporum (Perigord truffle), 993 nucleotides. RefSeq lists its product as uncharacterized. Lineage: Eukaryota; Fungi; Ascomycota; Pezizomycetes; Pezizales; Tuberaceae. Gene Ontology annotation, molecular function: hypoxanthine phosphoribosyltransferase activity. Gene Ontology annotation, cellular component: cytoplasm. The record is from RefSeq and is a predicted model, not a curated record. The coding region runs from base 119 to 766 and encodes 215 amino acids. The transcript has 6 exons. Gene Ontology annotation, biological process: XMP salvage; GMP salvage; IMP salvage.
CAGUAGUUCACAGCAACUUAACAACCACAACUACAGCCACGACGACUGGUACCGACACUUUCAAAGCCCUCUUUUUCUUCAGCGGUAUCGCACUUGUGAGGACAUUCUCUCGCUCAAGAUGGUCGAAAGAAAGUAUAUCACUUACAACCAGGUUCACAAGCUCUGCCAGAACGCAGCACCAAAGAUCUUGGAUGAGUUUAAGCCGAAUCUCAUGAUUGCCAUCGGUGGUGGUGGAUAUGUGCCAGCCAGAAUUCUCCGCUCCUUCCUCAAAACUCCCGGAAGCCCCAACAUUCCCAUCCAGGCAAUCGGUCUCUCCCUCUAUGAGAAGCUCUCGGAGGAAGGACCGGAAGAGGAGAUCGGCACAAAGGUUACCCGCACUCAAUGGCUCGAUUUCACAUCUCUCUCCAAUACCGACCUCAUUGGCAAGAAUAUCCUCAUUGUCGACGAGGUUGACGACACAAGAACUACAUUGCAGUACGCGGUCCAGGAGUUGAGCAAGGACGUGCAGCUACAGGCGGAGAAGCUGAGCGGGAAUCAACCGAAGACGAAUUUCUUUAUUUUUGUGUUGCACAACAAGGAUAAGUCUAAGGGAGGAAAGUUGCCGGAAGAGAUGGUCAAGGAGGGGCGGUAUCUUGCGGCCGAGACGGUCGGUGAUGUUUGGUGUUGUUAUCCUUGGGAGGCUAUUGACAUCGACGAGCAUGAUCGACUCGCUGCCGCUGGAGAAGCCGCCGCGCAGAAAAAUGGCACAAAUGGAACAAAUCAUUAGAAGCUUUACUGGUUCUACUUUUAUUUUUUCCCUUUCCCAUCAUCAUCUUUGUGUUUCCCUUUUACGGCUUCUUCUUGGCACAACCUACGGUAAACCGACCAGUUCUCACCGGCGCAGGUGAUACUAACUAGCGCCAAUGGCUACUCUUUAUCCCGUACGCUAUCACAAUGUUCUUUCAUGAAUUGGGUCCAGUGGGCCGCAUCCUAAACUGAAGCCAUAUUCCGGUU